Oryza sativa Japonica Group (Japanese rice) is the source of this 3427-nucleotide messenger RNA. RefSeq names its product wings apart-like protein 2. Lineage: Eukaryota; Viridiplantae; Streptophyta; Magnoliopsida; Poales; Poaceae. The record is from RefSeq and is a predicted model, not a curated record.
AUCCGGAGCCAAGCCGAGCUCAGCGCCUCAGCUCCCCCUCCUCCUCGUCCCAUUCCCGGUUUCCUCCUCCGAUUUCCCCCAAAUCCGCACGCCUCUCCCCUCCGCCUCCAUUUUUCCCGAUUCCCAAUUCCCAAAUCCGGAUCAGCCGCAGCCGCAGCAGCAAAAAAUUUCGAAAUCCAAAUCCAAACCCAUCCCCCCCACGACGACGUCACCCACAUCCCCACCCCCGCGAGACGAGACGAGACGACUCCCAAAUCUCUCUCUCCUCUCUCCUAUGCGCGCCGCCGCCGCCGCCGCAGCAGCAGCAGCUAGGAGGCGGAGCAGCAGCAGCAGCAGCAGCUGAGAUGAUCGUGCGCACCUACGGCCGCAGAUCCCGCUCCUUCUCCGACGGGGGAGGAGGGGAGCGCGGCGGCGGCGGUGGGUUCUCGUCGUCGCAAGACGCGUUCGAAUUCGACGGGGAGGAGGAGGACGACCUCGUCCUGCUGGGGUCGUCGUCGCAGUCGUCGCACCCGCCCGCGCCGUCGCAGGAGUCGUCGUCGAUGUGGGACUUCGACGAGGACCCGCCGCCGCCGCCCCGGCGGCGGCGGGGGAGGGGUGGGGGUGGGGACUACGCGGAGCCCGCCACGGCGGCGGCGGCGGCGGCGGCGGCCACCUCGCUCAUGGAGGCGGAGGAGUACGGCGAGAUGAUGGAGAGCGUGGACGAGGCGAACUUCGCGCUCGACGGGCUGCGCGCCACCGCGCCGAGGCGGGUGCGCCGGGCCAGCUUCCUCGCGCUGCUCGGGAUCUGCGCCUCCGCGCCGCGCCGCCGCGUCCUCCGGGCCCAGGGAUUGGUGCAACAAAUUAUUGAUGCAAUUUUGGUUUUGAACAUUGAUGAUCCUCCCUGCACUAUUGGUGCAGCUGCUCUUCUAUUCGUUUUGGCAAGUGAUGUUCAAGAAAAUCAUUUGUUGGAUUCAGAAUCUUGUGUCCAUUUUCUUCUUAAAUUAUUAAAUCCUCCAGUGAAUCUUGUUGAUUCCAAAGCACCAUCGAUAGGUUCCAAACUUCUUGGAAUCAGUAAAGUUCAAAUGCUUAAUGGAUCAAAUAAGGAUUCUGACUGCAUUUCAGAGGAAAUCCUUUCAAAAGUUGAAGAGAUUCUCUUAAGCUGUCAAGAGAUCAAGUCGCUCGACAAAGAUGACAAGAAAACAACAAGGCCAGAACUGUGUCCAAAGUGGCUUGCUUUGUUGACAAUGGAAAAGGCAUGCUUGUCUGCUGUUUCAGUGGAGGAGACUUCUGACACUGUGUCCAGAGUCGGAGGAAAUUUUAAAGAGACAUUAAGGGAGUUGGGCGGUCUUGAUAGUAUUUUUGACGUUAUGAUGGAUUGCCAUUCAACAUUGGAGAAUCUCAUAAAGGAUACCUCAACUUCAGCUUUGGACCUAAAUGAAGGAACAUCUUUGCAAAGUGCCGCUCUCCUCUUGAAAUGUUUGAAAAUAUUGGAAAAUGCCACAUUUCUAAGCGAUGAUAACAAGACCCAUUUGCUUAAUAUGAGUAGAAAAUUGUACCCGAAACGCUCCUCGCUUUCUUUUGUUGGUGUCAUUAUCAGUAUUAUUGAGUUAUUAUCAGCUCUUUCAAUACUGCAGAAUUCUUCUGUUGUUUCCAGCUCUACAUAUCCGAAAUCGUCUAAAGUCUCUCAACAGAGUUGCUCUGAUGUCAUGGGGGGAACUUCAUUUAAUGAUGGAAAGCGCAAGAACUCGAAGAAAAAAAACCUUUUGUCGAACCAGACACGCCAUAGUUGCUUAUCUUCAAAAUCAGAAGUUUCUCAUAUUACUAUAUCUUCUGGUAGUGAUGCUGGUCUGUCACAGAAGGCAUUCAAUUGUUCUCCAUCUAUAUCAAGCAAUGGGGCAUCAAGUGGUUCAUUAGGCGAGAGACAUAGCAAUGGUGGUGCUUUGAAGUUGAAUAUAAAAAAGGAUCGUGGCAAUGCAAAUCCAAUUAGAGGCUCAAGUGGGUGGAUUUCAAUAAGAGCGCACAGUUCUGAUGGGAACUCCAGAGAAAUGGCAAAAAGACGCCGUCUAUCUGAAAAUGUAAUCACCGACAGUGGUGGCGGUGAUGACCCUUUUGCUUUUGAUGAUGUUGAUCAGGAGCCUUCAAAUUGGGAACUGCUUGGUCCAAAAAAGAAAUCGCCUCAGAAACAUCAAGACAAAUCAGGAAAUGGAGUGCUAGUUGCAAGUCAUGAACCAGACCAACCUGAAGAUCUUAAUCAGUCGGGUACAACAUCUCUUUUUAGUGCUAAAGAUGAAUCCAGUCUUUUGGAAGACUGCCUCUUGGCAUCAGUUAAGGUUCUUAUGAACUUAGCAAAUGACAACCCAUCUGGUUGUGAAUUGAUUGCGUCAUGUGGUGGACUUAACACCAUGGCCUCCUUGAUCAUGAAGCAUUUCCCCUCAUUUUGUUUUGUCGUGGACAACAACUAUAACACGAGAGAUGUCAAUCUUGAUCAUGAGUUAUCAUCUUCUCAAAACAGCAAGGCACACCAGGUCAAAAUUAAGCAAUUGCGAGAUCAUGAACUUGAUUUUCUGGUUGCCAUAUUGGGCUUGCUUGUUAACCUUGUAGAGAAGGAUAGCCUUAAUAGGGUACGGCUUUCAUCUGCCCGUGUUCCUGUUGAUCUAUCUCAGAAUCCACAGAGUGAAGAGACACAGAGAGAUGUCAUAGCACUCCUCUGUUCUGUAUUCUUAGCAAGUCAAGGUGCUAGUGAAGCUUCUGGAACUAUAUCACCGGAUGAUGAGGAGUCUUUGAUGCAAGGAGCACGGGAAGCUGAAAUGAUGAUCGUAGAGGCCUAUGCAGCCCUUCUUCUUGCGUUUCUUUCAACUGAAAGCAUGAAGGUUCGUGGAGCCAUUUCCAGCUGCCUUCCAAAUAACAGCUUAAAAAUCCUUGUGCCUGCGCUAGAGAAAUUUGUGUCGUUCCAUCUGCAGCUCAAUAUGAUCACAGAGGAAACGCACUCAGCUGUCACAGAAGUUAUCGAGAAAUGCAAACUUUCAUAGAAAGAGUGAAGAGGGGCCUGUACAGAUCAACUAACAACCUCUUUGCAGCAAAAAAGCAUACACACAAGUGUUUGUCUUGGCCUGGGGCUCUGCAGAUGGACUGAUACUCUGACCUGCAGUGGGCUUGGGAGCUAACAAUGGUUUCAUUCUUUUUUUUUUUAUGUUUUCCCCUGUUGUUUUUGCUCAUGUUUUGUGUAAUUUUUUCUUCUCAUCUAGCGAUGUUAUUUUUCUUAGCAUGAUGGGAGUAGCCCUCCUUUUUUUUUUCUCUAAUUAAGUGUAAAGUAGCAACAGCAUAGGGAUGAAUGUUCAGUGUAGUGUGUGGUGUUUCAGUUAUUCAGAGACGUCCAUACAGUUUGUACCUUGUGACCACACGUCUUAAUCUGAUGAAGCUUAGAAUAAAUCACAUGUUAGCAAUGCAA